Elaeis guineensis (African oil palm) is the source of this 2279-nucleotide messenger RNA. Its product is annotated as LEAF RUST 10 DISEASE-RESISTANCE proteinUS RECEPTOR-LIKE PROTEIN KINASE-like 1.2. Gene Ontology annotation, molecular function: polysaccharide binding. NCBI's taxonomy places the organism in Eukaryota, Viridiplantae, Streptophyta, Magnoliopsida, Arecales, Arecaceae. The record is from RefSeq and is a predicted model, not a curated record.
CAAUAAAGGGGUCUGUUUGCAAACCCAGCCACCGAAUCCAUACAAUCAGCGGGGUCGUUGAGGCAUGCGUGGCGACGGAGGGGUUGGAUAACUUUUGGAGAAAUUAGAAAGCCUGCGAGCCAGCCAGCCGACGGUUUCGCGAGCCAAGGGGGAUGGGCACGGUGGAUCCAUUUUUCCAGCAAGCAGUCAAGCACCAAGUCAAUAUGCCCACCCACCAUUCUCUCCGAAAAUUAUCCAAGGGCCGAACCUUUCUUUCAGCACUCAUACUCCUACACGCCAGCCACGGAACCAUGCCUUGUAGAAUCCUCUCAUCACCUUCUUCUCCCCUCGUCUUCCUCCUCCUCUUCAUCUCCAUCAACGGUCACCCUGCGAACAGUCCCCCAACCUCAUUCUGUCCAAAUUCGACGACCUGUGGCGGACAACUUAUUACUUAUCCAUUCUGGGUCCAGAACCCCUACUUAUACCACUGCGAUUAUCAAGGAUUUAUGCUGAUAUGCAAAGAUGACCACCCAAUCCUUUCCCUCGGCUCCCACGAGUACACCGUAACCAACAUCGAUUACCACAACCAAACCAUUUCUCUUGCCGACACGGAUGUCGUCGACGCUGGCACCUGUCCCAGGCCUCGGCACAACCUCACCUUCGAGGACAAAUUCUUCCUCGACUACACCUCCUCGGACACCAACCUCACCUUCUUCCUCAAUUGCUCCUUGGAAAAAGAUCUAAGCAAGAACCAAAUAACCUGCUUUCCCGACAGCGAUGGCAACUCGUCUUACAUCUUCACCGAUGAUGAUCUUCCGACCGCCAAAGAAUACGGUUUGAUGCAGCGGUGCCAACGUAUAGUGGUGGUGCCCGUGCUCCAUGAUCGGGAGAUCAUCGGUGCUUACUGGGACCAUUUGGUCGAUGACUUCGGAAGGCUGUUGAUGAGAGGCUUCCAGUUGCACUGGUCCGACGAGACCUGCGAGGGCUGCAAGCGCUCCGGUAGGCGCUGCGGGUGUAACCAGACAACCAGCACCAGGUGGGCCUUCGGCUGCUUUUGCUCCGACGGGAUGCGCGACCACAAUUGCGAUUUAAGCAGUACGGAGAAUUCAAUCUUGUCGACCUAUGUUUUUGUUUGUUUAUUGUUUUAACGGAAAAGGGUUAGUCUUAGAACGACAUACUUCCAAGACAGUUGCCUGAAAUUGAAGGGUAAUCAAAGGGGGAAAGUCCAACAUCCAAAAUCUUGGAGAGUGUAUGGCUGUAGAUAUAGCUGCAGCACGUCAUCUACUUGUUGCCCUCGUAGUAGAUACGAGUGCAGCAGAAGCCCAUCAGAAUUACGACCAUAUGACAAUGCUGCUUGUUUGUAUGUUUGUUUUCACGAGAAUGCUUUGGCAACUCAACAAUGCAACUCCAAAAAUCACUCAGCUGGUGUGGUGUGGUUGUUCUUGUUGCUCCCUUUGUAUUUCCACAUUUCUAUUGUGCCAUGAGUAGUUCUUUGUGCACCGUAUGCGGUGCAAUAAGAGUGCACCGCUCUUUUUCAUUGAAUCAUGUAGCCACACUUUUCAACGCAAAUUAAAUGCGUUAGUUCUAUUUUUUAUUUUGAAAUUUUGAAUGACGAAAAUAUCUUUCUAUUCUGAAAAAAUUAUAAUAUCCCAUGGCCUGUUAUGAUAUUCUGAAGACAUAUCAUGACUUUCUGAAAACAGAAAGUCAUAAGAGGGAGGGACAUUUUCAUCAUUAAAAUUUUUUUAUUUCAAAUUUUGAAUGAUAAAAAUACCACUUUGUUCUGAAAAAAAAUUACGAUAUCCCGCGGUCUGUUAUGAUAUCCUAAAGACAUAUUAUAACUUCCUAGAAACAGAAAGUCAUACGGGAGAAGGGUAUUUUCAUCAUUGAAAAAUUUCAUAAAUUUCUCAAUGACGAAAAUGCCCUUCCCCCUUAUGGCUUCUUAUUUUCAGGAAGUCAUAAUACGUUUUCAGAAUGUCAUAAUAGGUCACGGGAUGUCAUAAUUUUUUUAGAACAGAGGGGUAUUUUUGUCAUUCAAAAUUUCUAAUAAAAAAGUGGAACUGCAGGCAUUUAAUGAGUAUUGGAAAACAGAAGCUACAUGGUCCAAUGGGAUGGUGCAGUGCACUCCACAUCGAUUUUAUUGCACUACAUGCGGUGCACAAAGUAUUUUUCAUUGUGCCAUAUAAUGAAGCAACAUGAUGGACAGUUGAGUGACUUUUUUAAAUGAUUCUUGUGAGUUAUCGUAGCUUUUUCUUUUUCUUUGUGGUUCAAAAAUAUGGGCAUAUGUCAAAUUCAAUCAUUCA